UGUAUCUGAGCACCAGCAGAGAUUCGUAUGUGGCUUUUGUAAUAACAAAUAGUUGCUGUUGAGCGUUCGAGCGCUGUGGACGCGUUGUUGUCAUCGGUUACGCUGCGGAAAAAGCUUUUGCUGCUCGCCAAGUUUAAGUCUAGUUUUAGUGCGCAGCUCUCGACCGGCAACAUGUUGAAUCUGUGCUAAUUGGCAGCCAGCCAGAGGUACAGACCGAGGUAGAGGCAAGCUAACAGGAAGAGCAGAAAGAAAAAGCAAGAUCAAUAUGUUCACUCAGACCGAAACCUAUGACAAAUGUAGUGCAGUAGCCAGCGCUCAAUUAAAUGUAAAUGAAAGUAACAACGCAGACCUUCAAGACAACAGCAACAGCAACAGCUCAUUACUGCACUCAAUCGAUGAGCAUUACGUUUGUGACAUAGCCAUGAUGAGCAUUGCCGAGGAAGUUGGCCAGAUGACGGCCCAAGCUCUGCUGUCAAGCACAGAUCAGCCGCUCGUGAGCACAAUCAGCAAUGGCAACGAGCUGGAAAUUGAUCGCCGGGAGGAGGAGCAGGCGAUAAGCCAGCUGGUGCGCUCGUCCAGCGGCGGCGCGCUAAUGGAACCGGGCAGCCACAACAGCGGCAGCAUGCGUGUUGUCCUGGGGAUACUGGUGCGUCUAGUGCUGCCUCUGGCGAAUGGUGUCGCCCGCGGCAUCAAGGGCAUUCGGGAUGUACGCGUGCUACGGGUGCUGCAGAAUCUGGCCUCCAGUCGCCAGGCGCUGACCAAUCUGGUGGCCUUCGCCGCGAACACCAUAUCGCUGAAUUUAUCCUCCGUUCAGGCUUUUUAUAUCAAAUGCUUAUCGCUCUAUCCACAAUCUCUUCCAUUGACAGUUUCCAAUCGUCUGGGGCCUUUGCUCAAUUUGCUCAAGUUGCGCAAGUCCCAAGAUGGCUUGGAAAGUCUGCCCGAUACGUUGAGCACACGUACACCGACCACGCCCAUAACGCCCACAACGUCCACACCGCCGACAACGCCCACAACGCCCAGCACACCGUUGCAGGGACCGCCAACUUACAGUCUUCAGAGCUCAAGCGCCAGCUGUUGCACCCUUAAUAUACUUGCCGCACCGCCGGCAGGCACACCCAUACGCGCGGACAUUGUGCUUGUGCAUGGUCUGCACGGUUCGUUGAUAAACACAUGGCGACAGGGCCUUUGGCAAAACGAGCGCCAUCCGGUGGAGUUCGACCGACCGCCCCGGCCACCUGUGCGUCCACCCAAGCGUCCACGCCAUUCACGCAGCGCCGGCAUACAUCCUGCGCCGCGAGAGAAACGCGCCAAGUUUGCCUCCUGCAAUCGUCUCCUGGACACAGAUGCAACGUUUGAUGACGCUGCCUGGCAGCGGGCAACGCUGCAACAGACAACUGAGCCACAGGCGUUCAGUGCUUCCGACAAUGAUGACGAUGCCGAAGAUUACGCGUAUGUUUGUGGCGAGCCAGAGGAUAUACAAAUCUGUGAGGGCAUCGAGUACAGCUUCCCAACAUUCCGUCUGCGCAUGCACGACAACAGCCAUCUGCUGCAGGUCGAGCUGGAGUCCAUGCUGCAGGCCGAAGGCAAUAAGAGUCCCAACAUGGGCAGCGCAACACAGGCCUCCGCGCCGCGCAAGACGGCCAGCAAAAGCAAAAAGAAACCUUCUGCCAAUGAUCCGAACUACUCCAACUGCUGGCCCGGCGACUGGCUGCCGCUGGAUUGCCCGGGUGUAAGAGUCAUAGCUGUCAACUAUACAACUGACCAGUAUCUGUGGCGUCCGCUUUGGAAGACCAAGGAGCCACGCUCCAGCCUCAUUCAGCGCUCGCGCGAAAUGGCCGAGCUGCUUAUGCAGCAUCGCGUUGGCCACGGUCAUCCCAUCAUUUACGUAGGCCACUCCAAGGGCGGCCUCUUCAUCAAGCAGCUAAUUGUGGAUGCCUGGGAGAGCGGGCGUCCAGCUAUGCGACCACUCUGGCGAUCCGCACGCGGCUGUUUCUUCUACUCGGUGCCGCAUCGCGGCUCCCAUUUGGCCUCCAUUAAGGCGCCGCUGCUGACGCGCUCUGUGGAGCUGCUGGAGAUAGAAAAGAAUAACAAAUAUCUGCUGGAUCUGCAUCGGCGGUUUGCGGGUCUCUAUCACUUGGGUCAUCUGAAGAUCGAGGUAUUCAGUUUUGUGGAGACAGCUCUGACGCUCAUGUCGGUGCUGUAUUUACGCAUUGUGGGCGUAGAUUCAGCCGAUCCGGGUUUUGGUGAAGUGUGCGGCAUUCGGCUGGAUCAUCGCGAGAUCUGCAAGCCGCGCAGCCGGGAAUGCAUUCUGUACAAGGAACUUGUGAAAAUGAUAAGAAAGGUGUGCUGAGCGCCCUUCAAUUAGUCUAGAAUAUCUAGAGGACCUCAAUGAAUUGGAAUCGAUAUGUGAAUAGGCUUACAGCUAAAAGUUGACCGAUAUUUAUGCGUACCUAAAAUAUAUAAGGAGCGCCGUUUUUCAUAUUAUGGUGCAUAGCA
Molecule: messenger RNA, 2496 nt
Organism: Drosophila montana
Lineage: Eukaryota; Metazoa; Arthropoda; Insecta; Diptera; Drosophilidae
Exons: 7
Coding region: 266-2350 (694 amino acids)
Source: RefSeq, a predicted model, not a curated record